Musca domestica (house fly) is the source of this 1503-nucleotide messenger RNA. RefSeq names its product putative GPI-anchor transamidase (gene PIG-K). Gene Ontology annotation, molecular function: GPI-anchor transamidase activity. Gene Ontology annotation, biological process: protein localization to cell surface; proteolysis; attachment of GPI anchor to protein. The coding region runs from base 151 to 1218 and encodes 355 amino acids. The transcript is spliced from 7 exons. Gene Ontology annotation, cellular component: GPI-anchor transamidase complex. Lineage: Eukaryota; Metazoa; Arthropoda; Insecta; Diptera; Muscidae. The record is from RefSeq and is a predicted model, not a curated record.
AGAACCCUAUUUAUUUUCCCCAAUUGCUCGUUUUGUUUUGAUUCUAGAUAUUUAUCGACCAGUCUAUCUACAUACGUCCUUUUCCUCUUCACAAGGGCUGGUUUUGUUGUUUAUAAGGGUCCCAGACAAGUCAUUUUCAGCGGCCUAAAGAUGGGAAAGCUUUUUAUAUUUGCAGUAUUAUUGGCGUUAAAUGUCUCGCUAGGUGUAGGCCAAGAGCCAUCCAAUCAACUUAAUCAAUAUAUCGAUGCGGUACAAAGAUCAACCCACACCAACAACUGGGCUGUUCUGGUUGAUGCCUCCCGCUUCUGGUUUAACUAUCGCCAUGUCGCCAAUGUUUUGUCUAUUUAUCGUUCGGUAAAACGUUUGGGCAUACCCGAUUCUCAAAUUAUUCUAAUGAUUGCCGAUGAUAUGGCGUGUAAUCCUCGUAAUCCAAGACCUGGUCAGGUUUACAAUAAUGCCAAUCAACAUAUUAACGUUUACGGUGAUGAUGUCGAGGUUGAUUAUCGUGGUUAUGAAGUCACAGUGGAGAAUUUUGUACGUCUGCUGACGGGGAGAACGCAAAACGGCACAGCUCGUUCAAAGAAAUUGCUAACCGAUGCUGGUAGUAAUGUUUUAAUUUAUUUGACAGGCCAUGGUGGUGAUGGUUUCCUGAAAUUCCAAGAUUCGGAAGAGAUUACUAGUCAGGAAUUGGCUGAUGCUGUUGAGCAAAUGUGGGAGAAGAAGAGAUAUAAUGAACUGUUCUUAAUGGUGGAUACAUGUCAAGCUGCAUCGUUGUAUGAGAAAUUCACUUCACCCAAUAUAUUAGCUGUUGCCAGCAGUUUGGUGGGAGAAGAUUCAUUAUCGCACCACGUUGACUCGUCUAUUGGUGUGUAUAUGAUUGAUCGUUAUACAUACUAUGCUUUGGAAUUUUUGGAGAAAGUCCAACCUAACAGUGACAAAACCAUGGGUGAAUUUUUGAAAGUCUGCCCCAAGCGUUUAUGCAUUUCCACCGUGGGCGUGCGCAAGGAUUUGUACCGACGCGAUCCAAAUAAAGUUCCUAUUACUGAUUUCUUUGGUUCCAUACGUCCAACGGAAAUAACAACAGGGCGAGUUAACAUUACUUUGGCCGAGGAAGAAGACUUUAUAGAGGCCCUUCUGCAGCAGGAAGAAACAAAUUCCCAACAUUCCAAUUUCAAUGUGCAAUUCGAGUCACAAUUUCCCAAAGAUUUAUUUAAUUAAUAACUUCUUGUUAAUUGGAUCACAGACUAGCCGAACGAAUCACGUUACAUGUGAACUGUGAAUUAUCAAAAGUAUUUUUUGGAAUGCAACGAAACAAAACAAAAGAAACACGUUUUUUUGGUAGUUUUUUUUUUAUGUGAUUAUUUAUUCUUUGUUUACAAAUGAAAAAAUCUAGAUGAAAUAAAUUACGUACAUACUUUUUAUAAUGAAAAAAUAAUAAUGACAUUAAAGAAACAAACAGAAUACAAUCGUUUAACAAUUUAAAAAAAUAACAGCUUCCUAUAU